Molecule: messenger RNA, 935 nt
Organism: Coffea eugenioides
Lineage: Eukaryota; Viridiplantae; Streptophyta; Magnoliopsida; Gentianales; Rubiaceae
Product: esterase OVCA2-like
Exons: 5
Coding region: 62-763 (233 amino acids)
Source: RefSeq, a predicted model, not a curated record
AAUUGCCACAUCUUCACUCAGUACUUCGCCGGCCACAUUGGAACAAGUCAACGAACUUGUCAUGGCCAACAUCGAAGACCAUGUUGUAGCUGAAGUGAAAAAUGAUCAAAUCCAAAGAAAACCAAGAAUUCUCUGCCUUCAUGGAUUCAGAACAAGUGCUGCAAUUCUCAAGAAACUGAUCCUGCGAUGGCCAGAAAAUGUUCUUGAUAAACUAGAUGUCGACUUCCUCGAUGCACCUUAUCCAGCUCAAGACAAGUCCGCCGUUGAAGGCAUCUUUGAUCCUCCAUUCUUCGAGUGGUUCCAAAGUGACAAGAGUUACACAGAAUGCUAUAACUUUGAAGAAUGUCUAGAGUACUUGGAGGAUUAUAUGAUUAAACAUGGACCUUUUGAUGGGGUACUUGGUUUCUCUCAGGGGGGUGUUUUGGCAGCUGCUUUUCCGGGGAUACAAAGGGAUGGAGUAGCACUUACCAAAGUUCCCAAGAUCAAAUUUGUCAUAAUAUUAUCAGGUGCAAAAUUUGGAGGUGGCAUAUUAAUUGGGAUCCCCAAAUUGGCUGAGAAGGCAUUCUCGAUUCCUCUCGAGUGCCCUUCUCUCCAUUUCAUAGGAGAGGCGGAUUUCUUGAAGGAGGAAGGCAUAGCAUUGUUGUCUUCCUUCGUUGAUCCCAUGGUUAUUUACUACCCUGAGGGUCACACGGUACCAAAAUUAGAAAAAGAGGGUGAGGAAACGAUGCUUAGUUUCAUUGACAAGAUUCAAGAGCUAUUAUAGGGCGGAGUUAGAGAAGAUAAAGGGUUUCCAUGACAACAAUACACUGGAGUGUACCAGCUUGGUUGCAGUUUGAACUUGUCCUUUUUCUAAUGGUUUCGAGCCUAAAUAUGUAAUGUAACAAGAAGGUGUUUUUACAGUGUUUCAGUUUCAUCUAAAGCUGCUAUAUAUUGUU